AUGUUGCCGGACGGAAGACUGCAAAUCGUGUCCUACGAUGCUGACGAGAACGGAUACAGGGCCAAAGUGACUUACAAUUCGACAGGCAGGCAUCCCACGGACUACAGCAGUACUGCGACAGGUACUCGUCGCAAUUAUGGGCGACAGAGGAUCCCGAACUCAUUCGGGGUUCGUGGGUUCUACAGCAAGAACCCCGGUGAUGGGAUGAUAUUCACCAGGCAAACAGCCUCAGAAGUGGUGCACUCCAAGUACAGCUUCCAGUGGGACGUGGACGACAACUUUUCGCACCGAGAAGGUCGGGACGGGGUCAACACAGAAGGGGAAUAUCGGGUCAUGUUGCCGGACGGAAGACUGCAAAUCGUGUCCUACGAUGCUGACGAGAACGGAUACAGGGCCAAAGUGACUUACAAUUCGACAGGCAGGCAUCCCACGGACUACAGCAGUACUGCGACAGGUACUCGUCGCAAUUAUGGGCGACAGAGGAUCCCGAACUCAUUCGGGGUUCGUGGGUUCUACAGCAAGAACCCGGGUGAUGGGAUGAUAUUCACCAGGCAAACAGCCUCAGCAGUGGUGAAGCAUAAACCUCAAGUAGUUUCAAAUUACAAUGAGGCCAUUGCAAACACGAGGAAGCACAUCCAACAAUACAGGCAUUCCGUGACCCAUGAAGACCAAGAAGAGGUCAAGGAACAAUCCAGCAACAAGCAGCACAUGAUACAAACCAACCAGGUGACAUCAAAUCAAGAGUCACCCAAUAAUGUCCUGGACCUGGGAUUUGCCCAAGUUGUGGUCAGUACACAAGCAAGUGUCCAUGUGGACUCUGAAUACCAAAAGAAGUAUGGCAUAGAGUCCUCACCUUCUUACAAUGUACCAACAACUACAACAGAACCCAGUAUUGGGGUUUGGAUUGCACCCAAGGGACAGAAGUCUUACAGUGCACCUAUUCAGAGUUUUGCGCAGGCAAAUGUGCAGCAACCUGCUGGUCAACAUUUUCACCAGCAACAAGGAUACUCCAGACCAUCCCAACAAGUAGUAACAAUUCAGGAUGACUCAUCAAGUGAGGAAGUUGGUCCAGCUCCAGAAAAACCAGCUCUAACAACAUCUUACAGGCCUGUGAAUGUAAACUCCAGAUUUUCCUCCACAUUGCCAGAAUAUUCCACAGUUGCUAAAAAUCCAUUGCUGCCAAUAGUUCAGCAGAGUUACCCUCAAGCAAACAUUCCCAAUUCUUCCAGAGCAAGAGGAAGACCAGGAAAUGUGUAUUUUAGCUUUCAUGCUAGAAAACAUGCAGAUCAAGUGCAUAAUCACCAUCAUCAGUCUUCUCAACAUCACAAAUUACAUGAGACAUCAGCUUCAACUUACUUUGAUGAGCAGGAAGCAGGACCUUUGUACACAAGUGGGAACCCAUUGCUUGUAAACUCUCACAACAACAAGGGUGACAGUAAUCAUUACAUCAAGAAUUCAUCUGAGGAACAAAGUCAACAUCAAAUCAAUUUUCAGACAAAAUACCAUGCUGAUGUUCCUUCUGCAUCAGCUCCAAUUACUUAUGCUCCCACAAGGUCGCAGCCAUUGGCUGUAAUGUCAGUGCCCCAGAUGCACAAACUGUCUCAUCACAGAGCUUCUCAAUUUACCCAGGAACUAAGUGCAAAAACUCAUUCAUCCGCUGAGAUCAAUCAAGACCUUCCAGUUCAAACCAAAGCUACCAUUUCUAGACCUCCAGGGCUCCCCAACCGUUCCAGGUUUACCAAGGACAUAGACUUAUAUUCUCAACCAACCUAUGACAUACCAUACCAGCAGCAGCAUGCACCUGGCUCUUCUGCAAGAUCACUCAACACCUAUGCAAGGGCACCUGUCAGAAGGCCAUCUUGGACAUCAGUGAACAGUGGGCCUCAUCAGAACUAUGGCAAGACAGUCCAAACCUUGUCACAUGGAAACAGGUACUCAUCAGGGUAUGUCCAGCAUGGAACCUCAUGUCCCAACUGCUAUCAAGCACCUAAAAGGCGUCCUUACCACCGCCCAAUCACUAAACCAGUGCACACAUACAACUCUGGUAGUUUCCAGAGGAUAGUUGGAGGGCGUCCAGUCAUUUACUACACCAGAGAGGCCCAUCAUCACAACAGGUAUGCCAAGGUUCACAACCAGUAUGCUGAUGCAUAUGACCAUAGACAAGCUGUGGUGGGUCAGCAUCAUGCUCAUAGAGCCCAUGUGAGUCAUAGGCCAAGUUACCAGCAUGUUGGACAUCAGUAUUCCCCUGCUUUUGGUGCAAAGGCACAAGCAAGUGCCCAUGCUGGGAUGAGUGGUGAUGCACAAGCCAGUGCUGUGGCUCAUGCUGUUGGCAUGGGUAAUGCUCAGGCAUCUGCAACAGCAGCCCAUGGAUGGAGAUGA
Molecule: messenger RNA, 2379 nt
Organism: Notodromas monacha
Lineage: Eukaryota; Metazoa; Arthropoda; Ostracoda; Podocopida; Cyprididae
Source: the annotation of a GenBank genome assembly